This is a messenger RNA of Neodiprion virginianus, 1614 nucleotides long. Its product is annotated as probable G-protein coupled receptor Mth-like 11. The transcript has 4 exons. Lineage: Eukaryota; Metazoa; Arthropoda; Insecta; Hymenoptera; Diprionidae. The record is from RefSeq and is a predicted model, not a curated record. Gene Ontology annotation, molecular function: G protein-coupled receptor activity. Bases 646 to 1554 code for a protein of 302 amino acids.
AAGAUCAGGUGUAUCUUCGAAUUCCCAAGGCUAGUCUCGACUCGAUAUAGUUUUUCAAAAAAUAUCGUUUCAACUUUCACCCCAAUUCGCAUCACUUACGACCAUUGUCUGAUGCAAAUUCGUAACGUUGAUCCUGUUCUCAAAAAAGAAAAUAAAAGAUUAUUGGACCACAGGAGUGCUAGAGUAAUGGAGCUUGAUUCGAAUAACAUUUUCGUCACUAUUGGAGAACCCUUGCAAUCGUAUUUAAGUAUCGGAUGUAAGUCGCGCUUACUUGUAGACCACUGGACUAUUCGAUACCAUCUCACCGCGGCAGCAAAGCUUGCGUGGAUGGCGGAAACCGAUAAGAAAAGAAAUCACCGCAGCUUCUGCAUUGUCUGAAGUAUCAUUAGCAACGUUGAUGGAUCAUGGCGCGAGUUAGACCGGAAGCAAGAAUCGAGGUCUAAGCUGGCUCGUUGUGAAGAAAAUACAAUUAUAAAUCGUAAAUACAUUUUCUAUGCAACAUGGACAUCGAUCCUGAGUAUGUUGACAGUGAUAUUUGCAUAAUAUAUGCGGAUACCGAACGUUGAAGAAUUAUACACACAAAACCUCUCUACUGCGGAAGAACCAUAAAAAUUCAUAUCGAUCGAACAGCGGCCAUCAGCGUAAAUGAUCGGCGGUCGAGUGUUUCUUGCGGUGAUUUACGCGAUGGCUUUUGUGUCGGGGAGAGCCGAAGUCGACGGGUUCAGGGAAUCCUGUCCGUCAAACGCCAUUGUCAAUUUGUCCAGACGGAAGUCGAUGUCUACGGGGUUGGCGAAAGACUCGGGCGACAUCAAUUUGCCGAACGCAACGCGUCCCGAGGAUCGGAUAACAGUCGGAUGCCUGUGUGACUUUAAAACGUGCUUGAAACUUUGUUGUCCGCUGGAAAAGGCCUGGUACGAACAAAGCUGUGUGGAGGAUGAUACCGUUUACAUCUUCCCUAAAAUAAAAACUCUCAUCGACGAUGGGCAGAAGAACCUGACGCUGCAGGAUUUUCACAUCGUCCCUGAUUAUCCUUGCGGUUUUGGCUGGGCGACGCUGGAUGUGCUGGAAAAUUUCUACGCUUUUCCCAACGGUUCGAUUUAUACGCCGGAUUUUUACGGAAGUAAAUCUCACGGAUUUGACAAUUACUGCCUUUUACGGAAUCCGAAUUCUUCCGUAUAUUUGGCGGUGGUAUGUUACCCUAAAGCCAGCAUGAACUACUGGGACACCAUUUGUUGGUCAAUCCAAUUUAUCAUAAUUUUGGCAGUAUUCGUUUGCUACACCAUAGUACCUGAACUGAGGACUUUUCAUGGAAUGAUAGUUCGCUCCUAUAUCGCCGCCUACGUUGGACUCUACCUCGGUGCCUUGGGAAUAAUGAUUACAAAUGGGUUAAGAGACUAUGUCCAGCUGAAUAUCCUCAGUGAAAUUGUCGUACAAUAUUGUGACAUCGCCAGCGUCCUUUGGCUGAACGUGAUGAGCGUUAAUAUUUGGAGAACGUUUCGUUUUCACUUGUUGCAGAAGCGUGAAGUCUGCCGACUCAAAUGUAGAUCAGCGUAACCAGAAAAAAUUCGUCCUUUGCAUGAUCUACGCUUGGGGAACACCGGCUGUUAUUGUUUU